AUGGCAUACUCUUUGCUAUCAACAACCAAGGAUGUCAUCGAGGGUCUGAGCAGUAACCAGUCCAGCUUCAUGAUUUUAUUUUCUUCCCUCGCUGGUAUCCUAAUUUUACUGCCCAUAUUCGGACCAAAACUUUUUCAAUUUCUAGGAAGAAUCGUGGGCCUUUAUCUACAAAAUAGUGCAGGCGACAGAAGACGUCAACUACUUUCUUUAAUCGCGAACGAUGAGCAACAGUGGGAUGCAAGGGAAAAUGGUAGGAGAGACAGUGAGGAGUGGGAGAAUGUGGAGAGACACACUAUUGAAAUAUCUGAACCUCAGGAGACAAGAGACCUAGAGUGGGACGGCAUUAUCGGGUUUUUCCACCCGUUCUGCAAUGCUGGUGGUGGGGGCGAACGAGUUCUCUGGGCUGCCGUUCGAGCGACACAAAAGACAUACCCCAAAGCAAAAUGCGUGAUCUACACUGGUGAUCAUGAAGUCGAUAAAAGAGCUAUCUUGGCUCGGGUUAAGAAUAGCUUCAAUAUAAAUCUCCAUGCCCCAACAGUAACUUUUCUCUACCUUACAACCCGUAGCUGGGUUCUGGCUUCCAGCUGGCCACGCUUUACUUUAUUGGGUCAAUCCAUUGGCUCACUUAUCCUCGCCUGGGAUGCAUUUGGUCUAAUGAUUCCAGAUAUCUUUGUGGACACUAUGGGUUUCGCAUUUUCCUUGGCUCUUUGUAAGGUUCUUUUUCCGUACGUUCCUACGGCCGCAUAUGUUCAUUAUCCGACUAUCUCAAUUGAUAUGCUUCAAUCUCUCGAUUCCAAAUCCUGUCACGGAAAUCAAGGAAUACAUGCUGGGAAAGGUGCUGGCGUGGCAGGAAUGGUAAAAAAGAUGUACUGGCUGCUAUUUGCCAAGGCAUAUUCUGUGGCAGGAGGAUCUAUUGACAUUGUCAUGACUAAUUCGACGUGGACUCUCGGGCACAUUACUUCACUCUGGGACUUGUGGCGCAGAAGGUUCAAUAAAUCCCCCGCCGUCGUUGUCUAUCCACCCGUAGCUGUUGAAGAAGUUGAACGGGCGAUCGACAUCUCGCAGUCCACCGAAAAACAACGACAGCCAAUUUUGCUAUACAUUGCACAGUUCCGACCCGAAAAGAAUCACCAACUCAUCAUCAAAGCAUUUGCUGCCUACAAAAAGAAAAAAUCUGCCCUGAGCUCAGCUAAACUAGUUCUCGUAGGCAGUAUACGUGAUCAAAGUGAUUCCUUACGGGUUUAUUCGCUUCGCCUUCUCGUGAACGAGUUGCAGAUCAAGAAUAGCGUCGAAUUUCAUAUUGAUGCUUCGUGGCCCGAAAUUUUACAAUGGCUGACCAGUGUAAGUGUAGGCGUAAAUGGAAUGUGGAAUGAGCACUUUGGCAUAGGUGUUGUUGAAUAUCAGGCCGCAGGGCUAAUAACAGUAGUUCACAAUAGUGGAGGACCAAAGGAAGAUAUUGUAACAUUGGUUGAUGGAAAGCCAACAGGUUUCCAUGCCAGCACUAUCGCUGAGUACGCCCAAUGUUUUGAGGAGGCAUUAGGCAUGCCAGACGGGGUCAAGGUUGAAAUGAGGCAACGUGCAAGACGAAGUGCCGACAGGUUUAAUGAAGGGAAUUUCAUUUCUAGCUGGAAUGUUCAACUAGAUAAGCUAGUCCAACUGCAUAAACAGCGGCAGCAUGGUUAG
This is a messenger RNA of Blumeria graminis f. sp. triticale, 1683 nucleotides long. NCBI's taxonomy places the organism in Eukaryota, Fungi, Ascomycota, Leotiomycetes, Helotiales, Erysiphaceae. The record is from the annotation of a GenBank genome assembly.